Messenger RNA from Penaeus monodon (black tiger shrimp), 2039 nucleotides. Its product is annotated as alpha-protein kinase 1-like. Gene Ontology annotation, molecular function: transcription coactivator activity. NCBI's taxonomy places the organism in Eukaryota, Metazoa, Arthropoda, Malacostraca, Decapoda, Penaeidae. Gene Ontology annotation, cellular component: nuclear speck. The record is from RefSeq and is a predicted model, not a curated record. Gene Ontology annotation, biological process: positive regulation of transcription by RNA polymerase II; Notch signaling pathway.
UCUGCUUAGGUGUUGCUUUUAAUGAGCGCGCCGGCCAAGGCAGCGGGAUGUAACGAUGGCAUGAGAACUGCCAGGGUAACCCCCGCCACGACAUAAGAUAGUCCUCACGCAAUGGUCGAGCCGAGCAUCCCGAGCCACAUGGAGAUGGCACCUCAUGCAUACACUUCCCCGGUACUAGUGGCCCCCCGGGAGCCCCCCAGGUUCCCGGUAUAGGGGGUUUGGCACAGGAAGAGAGAAAAGGAAACCCCUUUCUUCAGCCUCUUCAAGAACGCGAAGGAAGACCGUGGAACUCGUUGCAGAGGAGAACAACCGUGGAUGCUGCCUAUGCAUCGUGUCGUGAAAUCUAAGUGCAUUACUGCAAAUCAUGUGAUACUGUUGUGGCCUCCCGUGACCAGGUCUCAAGGCUUAUCAUGACGCUAUGUACUCUGUCAGUAGUCCAUGGAUAGAUAGACUCACAGUGUAAGCUUUUUUAACUUUGCCUUAAUGCAGACAGAGAAGAGGGUCACUUGAAAAUUAGUGAUUAGUUACAGAAAAGAAAAGAAAAAGGAAAGGCAGGGGACGAAACCAGACAAUCCUCCGAUUUUUGUUCCCUUGGCACUUGCUCAGAGUGCCAUACAGCCAGGAAGUGAAAUUUAAGCGCGGGUCAGGAGAGGUGUUUUAAACUGGCUCUGUUCGUGCUGCUCCCGUCAUUCCGCCACCGUGGCAGGGGUGGGCGGGGGCACGGCGUUGGCAGGGGGGGCGGCAGGCCCUGAUAAUAUGGCCGACUUACAGGACAGACAAGUUGUUUUUGAUCGCCUCAAGCGUCGUCUUUCAAACUACCGGCAGAAUCACAACUCUGUCACUCAGCGAUACGAUACUUCCAUUGACUUGGUGUACUCUAGUGAGCAAAAGCAGACAUCGAUUCUGAAGCAAAGGCAUAUCGAGUCCAAAGCGAAGAAGUCCAACAAGAAGACAACCGAUAAUAAGAAGCAGGAUAAUUCUUCCUUGCUAGCCACGAUGGGGCAAUCGAAGAUGCUCGCCCGCGGGCACGACCAGACCACGUCGUCUGGCGAGAGCCACGAGAACGAGCCAGCGGCCAAGAAGCAGCGGCUCAACAACGGAGCGCCCCCGCACGGUGGUCCUCACGGCGCCACGCACGCUGCCACCUCCCAUGGCGGGCCGCCCCAUGUGGGAGGGCCCCAGGCGAGCGGGGCCGCUGGAGACAUCAACAGUUUCCAGAUGGUGCAGCAGCUGCCCAACAUGAAGAAGACCAACUCGCCAGUCCCCGCGGGCGCAGGUCCGGCGGGCGCCACUACCUCGGCCUCCAAUGGCCCCCCUGUAGAGGAUGUCAAGAAGGAGCAGCAGGACUUGGACAUUGCUCUCUUAGAUGACAUUGAAGACUUUAGUAACAUUGGUGAUAUUGAAGACAUGGGGAUUAAUUUUGACCAGUUUAUGAGUGACCUAGAUUUUGAUAAUAUCAAACAGGAAAAUAGUAACUCUGGUUUGUGUGACCUUGUGAAAGAGGAAUCCGCGGAGAAUUUGUUUGAUAACGAGCCCUCGAGUGUAAGUAGUGAUAGUGGUGUUGCGAAUGGUAAUGCUAGUGCCCAGAGUCCCCAGGUAACUAUGAACAAGGCCGGGGGGACGUCCACGACCGCGGCCUCCCCCGUGUUCCCGCAGUACCCAGGAACUCCCCCAGUGUCUCAUCUGGCUCCCCGACGCCAUUCUCUGCCACCAGCAGCGUGCCAAAAAUGCGUGUGACCAUGAACAUGGGUCAGUCGGACAUGAUUCCUGCGGCCCAGACUCUCAAGCAGAUGGCCGAGCAGCACCAGAUCAAAAUGGUGUCGUCUGGACCUAACAACGUGCGGCCGAGUUUCCCGGAAUACCAGUUGAAUAACAUGAACAAUCCUGCCGCUGGAGGCAUGAUGAUUCAGCAGGGUGGUAUUAAUAAUCAAAUGUAUAAUAGUAACAUGAAUCAAACCAAUGCCAUGUACAACAAUCAAAAUAGUGGGAUGAGUGAGAUGGAAAUGAAGAAGCACCAGAUGAUGCAGCAGCAGAUGGUU